GGCGCUGUAACACAUGUGUUUUUGUUUUGUUUGUUUUUGUGGAGUGGUUGCGUGAAGCGAAGAGAUUGUUUUGUACAUUUGAUGAUUAAAAGAUUUCCUUGAAUUUUUCAUGGUGAUUUCAGAAAAACGAACGCACAGUAGCCCUAGCCAAUCAGAAACCUGUUGAAAAAAAAAGUGCUGAUAAGCCUUGUUGUUUCCUUCAUUCGAUACAAAUCUCUGGAUGUAGGACAUAAUUGUUAAAGUUAAUACGUAAUGGAACAGGAAGAAAGUAGCAAUGAACAGGCGCCUGAGGCUUCGGAACCAGUUUUUGGAAACAACAUUCUCAUCAUACACCCUGGAUCUUACUGGAUAAGAAUUGGCCGAGCCACUGAUGCCUACCCUGUGUCAGUACCUCAUGUGAUUGCCAGGAAACCAAAGCAGAGAGAGAGUAGUCAGAAUUUUGAGGACAAAUUGAUAAUAAGACAUGGAAUAAACCACCCUAACAGCAACAGCCAAAAACAGCAUGCCUUAAAGAUGGUGCAGCAAGCAAUAUGGGCUAAAAAGACAUCAUCAGGUCAACGACGACAAAACGUUGCUUUGUCAGAGGUUACUAAUUACAAUGAUGAGGUCCAGCCACAGACUCUGGAUGAUAACUCUGGUUUGACUUGGACACCGAACAGUGAACAGUCAGAGUUCUUCAUUGGAGAAGAGGCUCUGUAUUUAGAUCCAAAUGAAAGUUACCAUAUACAUUGGCCAAUCAGACAAGGUAGAUUUAAUCUCCAUGCUGGCGUGGGUGGCAGUAUAACAGCUGUCCUUCAAGAUAUGGAAACAAUAUGGAGUGCCAUAAUAGAAACCAAGUUGGACAUUCCAAGCAAAGACUUUAAAAACUAUAAAGUUGUUUUACUUGUACCAGAUAUUUACUGUCGCCCUCACGUAAAAGAGCUAAUGAAUUUGGUGCUAACACGACUCGGAUUUGGGGCGGCCAUAAUUCACCAGGAAUCAGUCUGUGCAUUGUAUGGUAGUGGGAUAUCAAGUGCUUGUGUUGUAGACGUUGGUGAUCAGAAAACAAGUAUAUCGUGCGUUGAAGAUGGUCUCUCCAAUCGCAAUUCAAGGUUAUGCAUGGGAUAUGGUGGAAGUGAUGUCACACGUUGCUUCACCUCGCUACUGCAGAGGGCGCACAUGCCUUAUCGAGAAUGUCAGAUGGAGAAAACAAUGGAUGCCCUCCUAUUAAUAGAACUUAAAGAAACAUUUUGUCAUUUAGAUCAGGACCUGGAUGGAACCCAGUUACUGGACUUUCAUGUGCGAUAUCCCAAUAGCCCCACGAUAAUGUACCAGCUGAAGCUGGGUGAUGAGACACUGCAGGCACCAAUGGGUUUGUUUUACCCCCAGCUGUUUGGGAUCGUUGGAGAGAAGAUGGUGAAAACUCAGCAGAGAAACCAAGGAGAUGCGGAAGAUGCCCAUGAUGAGAACUAUUUGUUGCAAACGCAGCAACAGGCUGCUAAGGCAAAAGCUUUAGAGAAGGCUGCUGCAGAGAACAACAAUCAAGAUGGAAACGCGAACACAAACAGGAGUACAUCGCCAACUAAUCACCAUAACGACAUCAUUCAAGCAGAGGCCCCGCCCCCAACCAUCUCCAGGCGCAUCUCAACAUCUCAGUCGCUGGACAAAGCUUUAGGAGUUGACCAGGCUAUACUACACAGUAUUGACUGUUGCUCAUCCGAGGAAACAAAGAAGAAGAUGUACAGUUGUAUUCUAGUCGUUGGCGGUGGCUUGGGUUUAUUCCAGGGGGCAGUAGACAUGCUUCAAUAUCGCAUACAAAGUAAAAUGCCCCCUUCCUUCAGGGCUGUUGUUGACAAGGUUGAAGUCAUAUGCAAAUCAAAGGACAUGGACCCAAGACUGACAGUUUGGAAAGGAGGUGCUGUCUUAAGUUGCCUUGACACUGCUCAAGAACUUUGGAUAAAACAAAAAGAAUGGAAGGCAAUGGGGUUGAAGGUGCUCCGGGAACGAUCCCCAUUUGUAUGGUGAAGAAUAUACAAGUACUGUACAGUAAUUAUAAAAUUUGGUCUGAAGUCAUACGACCACCUACCAACAGAGAAAGUCUGUAGAACAGAUAGAAGUCAACGAGGAUAAAACUCGCCCCAGGAACAAUCCUUUUUUUUUAUUGUGUCAGUAAAUGCUUGAAUGCUUAUAUAAAGUUUUCGGAAGCUUCAGUGCGGUGCUUAUUCAAGAGUGGCGCUUAUAACAAAAUAUUGGUGUAGCAUUCACCAGUUCCCAUGUUACCUAUUUAGAUAGUUCAGUAGGCCUAUCAUAGGUCCUACGUCUUUGUAAGUAAACGCUCUAAAACAACUUUGUCAUAGAAACACCACUUUUUGACAGUCCGAAAGUGCCAUUUUUCGAACAUUUGGAGGAGCCUAAAUUUGCUCUGUGGAACCCCAGUCAGGAAUUUCGGAUUUCUCAUCACAGUGCUGCCUGUCUUUCUGGAGUAAAUUUUUGAACAGAAAAUGAAAAUUAAUAAAACUACACUGACAAUUA
Messenger RNA from Anneissia japonica, 2511 nucleotides. RefSeq names its product actin-related protein 8-like. Gene Ontology annotation, cellular component: Ino80 complex. The transcript is spliced from 14 exons. The record is from RefSeq and is a predicted model, not a curated record. Gene Ontology annotation, biological process: regulation of DNA-templated transcription; double-strand break repair. The coding region runs from base 253 to 2004 and encodes 583 amino acids. Lineage: Eukaryota; Metazoa; Echinodermata; Crinoidea; Comatulida; Comatulidae.